UUAACAAAAUAUGGACAAACUAGCGAAAAUGAUCGAUGUGGAUGAAACCUCCCUCUCUAGCGAGAUGAGAGAUGCUAAGUUACGAGAACUUUGCAAAAAUGUUAUUGACAACAAGCCUAAGAUCGUUGAUAAGAUCAAAAGAGCAUUCCCCACUUUGAACUUCUUGGACUGCCAUAAGAUCAGAGCUUUACUUCAGGAUUUAAAAAGAGCGGGAAAAUUAUAGUCAAAUUCAUCAAGGAAACCCCUAGCAAGAAAGCUGCCGAAAAGAAUUCUCAGGAGGCCCAAGAGGCUACCAAAAACAAGGAAGAAACCAAAGCUAAGAGCAAUGGGGAGAACAUUCCUCCAAACCAAGCCAAGAGACCACGUCCUUACUAUGUAGGCUCUGAGGCAUUGCGGGGAAAGAAAAGAAAAUCUAAAGCAGUUUCCAAGCUCAGGGAGACUCUCACAAUGAAGUCUAAGAAGAAAGAUCCCAAUCAAAUGGGUAUAGAGACAUUUCUGGUCCCCAAAAGAAGGAAGAAAACCGAUAAUUCCCAAUUCCUUAUGAUGGGAUGCUCUGAUUCUUAUUCAUGAAUGCCCGCAAGUUCUCAAAGCAGCAUUAUUUCUACUGAAUCAAGAGUGAGAAGUAAGAAAAGACUUAAUAAACUCAUGGGGAAGAAAUCUGUAGGCUCUAAGACUAGAAGCAGGCUUAAUUCCAAUGAUUUCCACACUGAAGAAGACUGAAGUAGUCUUUCUGCUUUACAGACAAUAAAGACUCGGAAAAGAAAUAGAUUAAACUACCUCAAGUCUGAAGACAUGAUGCUGAUGUCCGCUUGUGAAGAAGACUCUGCUAUCAGCGUUCAGAGCCACAUUACAAGGAAAUUUAGAAAGAGAAAAGCGAUUCCCUUCACCCAUAGUUAAGUUAAAAUAAAAAUUAAAGAUUCGGUAUCAACC
Messenger RNA from Moneuplotes crassus, 930 nucleotides. The record is from the annotation of a GenBank genome assembly. NCBI's taxonomy places the organism in Eukaryota, Ciliophora, Spirotrichea, Euplotida, Euplotidae.